Messenger RNA from Gryllus bimaculatus (two-spotted cricket), 8721 nucleotides. The record is from the annotation of a GenBank genome assembly. Lineage: Eukaryota; Metazoa; Arthropoda; Insecta; Orthoptera; Gryllidae.
UUUGUGAAGGUUAAAGUAGCAUCAAUAGCAAAUUCCUUGUUAUAAAGAAGAGUCCUCCGAUAGGUGGCAGGUGCUUACGCACUGCGACAUAGCCGCCGCCAGCCAGUGUGUGGUGUUACCAGUAGCCCAGCAUUUGUGUCCUCUUGUCAGGAAGAAGAUCGAGCACAUCGGCAGGAUGACGCAGAUGACGCAGGAGGAGAUCGUGACCAACACGAAGACGGUGGUGCAGGGGCUGGAGGCCCUCCGCAACGAGCACAACUCCAUCCUCAAUGGGCUCACGUCAUCCCUGGAGUUGGCGGUGCAGGCGGCCAAGCAGCAGCAGCAGCAACAACAACACCUGCAGCAGCAGCAGCUCCAGCAGCAGCAACAGCAGCAGCAGGGCGGCGGCGGCGGAGGCGGCGACCAGCCGCCGCAGGUGGAUGCCGCCGCCGUCGUCGAGGAGAAGAAGGGCCUCGUGCAGAAGUCGCUCGAUAUGAUCGAGCUGGGGCUGGGUGAGGCGCAGGUGAUGAUGGCUUUGACGUCCCAUCUGCAAAUGGUGGAAGCUGAAAAGCAGAAACUGCGAACGCAGGUGCGACGUCUGUGCCAGGAGAACGCGUGGCUGCGUGACGAGCUCGCCAACACUCAGCAGAAACUGCAGGCCUCUGAACAGGCAGUUGCGCAGUUGGAGGAAGAGAAGAAGCACCUCGAGUUUAUGGUCUCUAUCCGAAAAUACGACCAGGAUGUGCAGGGAGAUGAAUCCAGUUCGGAAUCCAAACAAGACAAACCAAAGCAAGACGACCUGGCAGUGGACUUGUUUCCCGAUGAUGACACCGAAGAACGAACCACAUCGAUGUCUCCUACGCCACCCAGCCAGUUUGCACAGCAAGUGAAUGCUGGGUAUGAAAUCCCAGCACGAUUGCGUACACUGCACAAUUUAGUGAUCCAAUACGCCUCACAGGGUCGCUACGAGGUGGCGGUCCCUCUGUGCAAACAAGCUCUCGAAGACCUCGAGAAAACUAGCGGCCACGACCACCCAGAUGUGGCAACAAUGCUUAACAUCCUUGCACUGGUCUACAGAGAUCAGAACAAGUACAAGGAGGCUGCCAGUCUCUUAAACGAUGCCCUUGCCAUCAGAGAGAAGACACUUGGGGAGAACCACCCAGCGGUUGCAGCCACUCUGAACAACCUGGCUGUGCUGUACGGCAAGCGAGGCAAGUACAAGGAGGCCGAGCCCCUUUGCAAACGAGCGCUGGAAAUUCGAGAGAAAGUGCUCGGCAGGGAUCACCCGGAUGUGGCCAAGCAGCUUAACAACCUCGCGUUGCUUUGCCAGAACCAGGGCAAGUAUGAAGAAGUAGAACGGUACUACCAGCGAGCCCUAGAGAUUUAUGAAUCGAAGUUGGGACCAGAUGAUCCCAAUGUUGCCAAGACCAAGAACAAUUUGGCAUCCUGUUACCUCAAACAGGGCAAGUACAAGGAGGCCGAAAUCUUGUACAAACAGGUCCUGACCCGGGCACAUGAACGCGAGUUUGGAACCAUUGAUGGGGACAACAAACCCAUCUGGCAGGUUGCGGAAGAGCGUGAGGAGAACAAGCACCGUAACAAGGAGAAUGCGCCAUAUGGUGAAUAUGGUGGUUGGCACAAGGCAGCGAAAGUUGACAGUCCUACUGUUACCACCACACUGAAGAACCUUGGUGCUCUGUACCGGCGCCAGGGCAAGUACGAAGCCGCAGAGACCUUGGAGGACUGUGCCCUGCGCUCGCGUAAAGAGGCGCUGGAAAUUGUAAAGCAAGCCAAAGUCUCUCAGCUGCUGGGAGGUGCUGGAAGUGAUGGGACACUACCAGACCGACGGCGCAGCAGUGGCAGUCGCGGAGAACGUGCUAGCCGUCGAGGCAGUCGUGAAUCACUUGAGGCUGUCAGCUACGACGAGGGCAGCCAGUGGUAUGGCAGCUCUUCGUAGCCGCACUGCCAGCUCCGACCAGCUCCGGCCUGUGCCCUCGUAAUGUCCUGGAGACCUCGCCCUAAGAGAGGGUGUGCUUCUUGUUAUAUAUGCAUAUAAUACCCAGAUCACUAUUCUGUCAUAGUAGCUGCAGACAGUUCUGUUUUGUGUUCUGUUCUCACCGAUUGGCUGCGCCGUCUGCUUGCAUGCAGGGGCUGAGUCAAGAGCACUUUUCCUGCCUCCUAGCAACAUCCAAAGCAAUCCUGCUGCUGCGAGCAUAUAGGAUUUUAUGAGGUGGCAUCAGUCAUUUUCUUUCAGGUUGUGUUGUGUUCUUUAACAUAGCGAUCACAGUAUUAUUUAAUCAUUAUAGAUUACUUUCUUGUGUACCAUUUGCAUACACUGUGGUAUUCAAGAAUUAUAGUGAAAGAAAGGAAAAUGGAAUUAAUUUAUUUGUUAAUGAAUGUCAAACAAUAUCUGUGGAGAUAUAUGCGUGUCAAAUAUGCAAGAUCUAAUGGAAAUGAAACCAUAUUUAUUUUUUGUUUUGACAUUCUUGUUUACAGUCUUCAGAGCAUAUAAUUAUUGAUGCUUGCGGAACUGUCAAACAUGUUAUGUAAAAUCUGGAUCAUUUAAAUAAUUUUUCAACUUAGAUUAUUUGACUGCAAUGACAAAAUAUUAUAUGAUUUACAAUGGUGCUGACAUGAUAUGACAUAAUGUUUAUAUCAGACUGGUUUCUCAUUUGGUUGCUAAAUUACAUUCCAUGACAUUCCACAGAUUGUGGUGAACUGUAAUGCUUGAGCUAACUUUUUUUCAAGCAAAAAAAUGAUAAAUGUAUCAACAGAACUGAACCAGUCCAAGAUCAAGAGACACUUGUAGGUUAAGUGACAUUAUACAUUGUGUGAAAUGGUUUGGGUUGGUUCAGUUCAUUUUGGCAAGAAUUAACAGCAACUAAAACUUGAUUCUUUUCUGACUUUGUUUUUGAUUUACAAAAACCACUGAAAUAUGCAAUCUUUUAUUACAAAGUUACUAUUUUAAAUUUGUAUCAGAUUUCUUCAUAUUCAUUUGUACAAUGUCUAUGUUCUUAUGUACUGGUGAUUAAUUAUAGUUAGAUAUAAGAUAAUACAGAGUAUCUGUUGAAUUAAUUUUUCAAUUCUUUAUUCUCAUUUUUUUUGGAUGACGUCUCUUAUCAUGAAAUGUUUCUCUCGAUACCCAAUACAGUGGCUUCUAUUGGGAUAUUGUCAGGGAUGGUUGGGAGUCAGGAAAGCCUUUCCGGAUGAGGCAGAUACUUUUCAGAUAUUGAACGUAUCUUGGAGAUACUGUACAGUAUGUGAAUAGCGUAAGAGAUGAGUGGGGGUCUGCUUAAUAUUAUCCGGAGGUUGUCGGAGGAGGGAGUUCAAGUUUGUGUUUUUGUCCUGACAAUAUACUCUGUUUCCUCUUUCCAGUCAUUUAUUUUCAUUAAUCUCAUUAGAUUCAUUGAGAAACCCCAUUUGUCCCCAUGGGUUAGAAAAUUGCUGCAGUUUUAUAAUGGUGCUGUAUAAUGUUAAUAACCUGUCUUUAAGUGGUUUGAUUAUUUCAAUGGUGCUUGUAUUUUGAAAUUUAUAUUUAUUACAUACUUAAUUUUUAUAUAAAAUUUCAUUAAUUUUGGCUCUGUUUUACAUUUUAUGUGCUGCUAUGAGAGAAAUUCGAUAUAAAUACAGUGGAAAAUUGUAAUAAAAGAAUGAACUUUAAUUUCUUCGAAGUUGUAAUGAAUAUUCGACAAAUUGAUUCUAACCUCAGUUACCAGAAUAUAUUUAUUGUAAUCUUACACAAAUUACUUUAAAGUGCAGUUAUCUAAAUUGUUUUUAAAUUUCAUUUUCUUAAAUUUGCUUGAAUAUCAUGCUUAAAUCUGAAUCCGCCGAACUAAUAGAAAAAUAGUUUUGUGUAUUGGUUACAAAAGGCAGAACGAAUCAAGUUUCAUUGAAUGCAAUUUGUUGUAUUGCCAAUAUAUGUUUAUUUUACUUUAUUAAGUAUUAUGUACUGAGCAUUGGUGUGAAUGGUAACUCUUCGAAGGUUUUAAUAUUGACCUUUGUGUAUACAGCAUUGCACAGUUGUGAAUUAUUUUACUCUCUUCUCAUUUAUCCAUUUCUUGUUGAGCUAUUAAGGGAAAUCAAUAAAACUGUAAUUGAUUAAUUUUAUUUCAAAAUGAGAUUAAGUAUUGUUUUAUAACUUUCACAAGUGUAACAGAAGUUCCUUAAUAUAAGCAGAUGUGUUCAAAAUGGUGUACAUCUGCAAAGUUUGUACAAGAGGAGACACAGCGAAAUUUUUAAAAUGAAAUACAAAGGUACUUUGUCUAUUUAGUUUAAAAAUCAAAACUCUUGUAUUCAUUCUUGCACGUAAAUUUCAAGUAUUUGCGUUGUGUAAAAGCUGUUACAAAGAAAAAAUGAAAAUAUCAAUUUCAUGCGAACAUUUAUGUUACCUUUAUUCAUUUUAUUUACUUCAAUUUGACAAGAAAGGAACUAUUGGCUGUUAAAUUUGCUGUCUUUGUAAGAUUUUUCUUGUUUGUGGACUUCUCGUUGUGUAUUAAUGAGAAGUAUGAUGCAGCAAGGUCAGUGAUUGCUUCACCGACUGUCCGACUUACGUGAAGAUGGUCCAUACCUGCCACGGCGUUUUCUUCUUGGCGUCUAUGCACAAAUGACAAAAGUGUUUUUGUAUGGUGCGUGCAAACAGACAUAUAGCCAUGUCUCAGUAGCUCUGUUUAUUCUUGUAUUUCGAUGGUCGUGAAGACUACUAGUGUGCUAUUCUGUUGCAGUGUGUUCCCUUAGAUAGCUGUACAAUACACCUAUGUAACGUGUGGCCACAUGCAGUGGGCGGUGGUCCCACGAUGUGAUGCUCCUCUUACGACCCCUUUGUUCUGCAUUGCUUUUGUACUCCUAGUGCCAGUUAUCUUGCAAAUAUUCUCAUCUUUGCCUUCUGCCCAUUGAGGCUCUGACAUGCUCGAAAUAUGUGAAAGACUGUCAUGAGAUUUGUGUGGAUGAUAAUAAGUUCAUGCAAGCACCAAAUUUCUGGAUCCGUAUUUACUCAACACAUUAAAAGCACAUUCAACUGAUUUUGAAUUUGUGUGGCUUACUAAUCAUUGAAAAUGUCAUUUACUCUUUGUAAUGUGUCACUUCUAGGAUGAUAAUUUGUAGACAAGAUAGAUUUUUUCUCCUCUCAUUUGGUUGAUUUGUGCAUUACAUAUGAACUGCAGAAAGGAAAAAUGUAGUUCAUGAAAUUAAACAUGAAAUAACCCUUAAUAAGUAAUGAUGACGGCUUAUGACAAACUUCUGCAUGAAUUCAAUUCAUUUACACUUGUCCAAAAUUAAUGAUUUCAUCAAGAAUGUCAUAACAAAUUUGCUAAUUCUCCUCAGCUCUUCCCAUACUCCAAAACUGAGUAUGGGAAAGUUAUUCUUUCUCUAUUCACUGUAUUGUAAUGUUUAUUCGGGUAUGUCUUGAGUUGUGAUGUACAUGGAAAAGAAUAUUUUCAAGAAAGCUGGCACUCUAUGAAAUAAAUAAUAUGUAACUGUUGUCUGUUUAUCAUUCAACAUUAUGCCACAAUGUAAAAACAAACAAACAAUGCAUUAAUGAGACUUAAUGGUGUUUUUUUGUUGUGCUUAUUUAUCUUAUACAGCAGGUGGAAUACAACCUUUUCAAUUCGCUGUUGAUUUUUUUAUACCAGAGAUUGCAAGAUGUUGCUAUUGCAUGUCUUGCACAUGUAUCAGUAAUAUAUAAUAUUGCAAUUAAAUUAUAUCCUUCUUUAGCCACAUAGUUAUCACAAAGAAUCAAAUCAGCUUCUGUCUUCUUACUGGUUUUAUUUGUAAUAUUGCAUUUAAUCAUUGGAAGAAGUCCUUUAAAGCUCAUGUAACAAGGCUUUUCCAGACACUUCGGAAAACACAUUUACAAUUGCAAUCCUAAUUCUAGAGUAUUUAUUCUGAACAGAAAAUUUUGUGAUUCCUUUUCUCUAAGAAUGCAGUUGUCUUUGAGAAGUAACUUCUGCCAACGGCAUCCCAUUGGGGGCCAGCAGUCUCUUACAGUAUUGGAUAAAAAUAUAAAUUCAUUUCUGCACUUUUUCUUUUGAAACUUUACGAAGAAUUGUAAAUAAAUAGACUUAUACAAAUAAAAUUGGCCUUUUUAUUGCUUUUAUCAAGUGAUACAAUGCAGUUUUUACCAACCACGUUUUCAAAGAUUUUUUUGAUUUCAUUGAAAUCGGUAGACUGAUUAGCUGAAUUUCAAAAGUCAUGGUAACUUAUAAGUUAUCAUUACAAUAAUUAUGUCAUUUUAAAGUUAAUUAAUGAAAUAAAUGUGAAAGACAUUAAAUUACUAUGUUAUCUUUCUAUUACUUCAAUUGUCUUGUUCCAGUAUCAUGUUUUAUUAGUUCAUGUAUGUGUCAACCAUUACCCACAACUUCAUCUAUUAAAUUGAGUCAAUUUUACUGAGUGAAUUAAAAACUCCCACUAUGAAAGAGUGUUGUUCCAUUGAAACUUUACUGAGAACUGUAAAUAAAGUACAUAGAACAAAUCGAGAAGUAAAGGAAUACAAUAGUUUAGCGUUGCAUUUGAAUAAGUCCGGUCAAGGGCUAAAUUGUACUGUUUGAAUUGAUUAGCAUCAUUGUACUUUAAAAAAUUUAAUACAACCAUGUUAGCUCCGCAAAUACGGCUAUAGUGCAUUUGUUGCCUUUUGUGGAUGUGCCUGUAUAAAUUAAUGAAAUCGAUAAGAAUAAGCAUGUCUAUAAUAAAAUUGCUACAAAUUUGAAAUGCCUUCUAGAAAUAGUUGUCAAAUUAUCUGACAAAUUGGAAGGCCUCAAGUUUCUCAUUCGUCAGCUCGUUAUAGCCAUGGGUAUAAUUCCCAAUGGAUUCCAAAUUCAAUUUAUUACUGAUGAUGGUACGGAAAAAUGAAAUUCAGCCUUGUGUUCACUUUGUAUUGCCUGGCAAAAAAAGGGUAAAUAAUUUAGUGCAUUAUUAAGUAAAAGAUUGAAAAAAGUAAAGUUUUCUUAUUUUCCUAGCCCAUGUUACAAGCAGAACUUGUUCCUAUUGCCUUUACUACAUUUUAAAGGCAUCUUUUUGUGGAUUGCUUUUACAAAAUACGCUUCGUAAUGAUUGAUAUCCAUCAGAAAACCCUUAUUUUUCUUAAAGGAAAGUAUAAUUCUGUAGAAUGGUAAGUUUUAGUUUCAGAGAACAGUUAAGUACUUCAGAACGUUAGAAUAUGUAUCAACUGCAUCUCUUACUAAAAAGUGCGUUAUUAGUAGGAAAAUCAAACUAACACAUCAACAAAAUAAAAUUUUAUUCAUGUAUGCUUUAGCAUAUUUUUAAUUUCAGCUUCAAUAUUAUUAUAUUUAUUGAUUCCUUAUUAUUGAAGAGAUUAUUUGUAAGUCAGUAAUUGUUUUUUGAUAUUUUGGAAACUAAUGAAAGUAGUUUUCUAAUCACAGAGAGAAGAAGUAGAAUCUCAUGAUCAUAAUACUUAUUAUGUUCAUUCAGGUCAGAAGAUGUAAACUUUCUCAGAUAAAUAGUGUAGAGGAAGUAUCGUUAAUGUGCAAUGGAAUGUAGGCCUACAGUAAAUCUUGGGCGAUCUUGUCUUUUAGUGAUGAGAGCCAAAGUGCUACCAUUACAUUUUGAUUCUGCUGUUCACGCCCAAUUUUUGUUAACUAGUUGAGUGUGCUUAAAAAACAGUUUUGAUGAUUUAAAUCAAGUGAUUUAUAUAAUUGAUUUAAAUUACAUGAUUCACCAAAAAACGAUGGAUUUAAAUAAAAAAUAAAAUUUAUUGUAAAUUUUACAAAUUUGCUUACUCACCUUAACUUAAAAGCGAAAUGCAUAACGUAAUUGUAAGCACUGAAAUUCUUUGUUAUGGGGCACAUUUGCCAAUUAAUUGCAGGACAUUUCACUUUUGCACUCUCACUAAUCGUAUUUAAUAAUCACUGAAUCUUCAAAUUCAUAAGGCUUUGCUAAGUGUUAUCUUACAAAACAUUGAUUGCUUUUGAUCAAAUGCAACUCGCAUGACAAAACUACCAAGAACAACUAGUUGUACCUUCCAAUUACACAGUGUAGGUGAUUUUUGAACGCAACAUAACGCCAAAUGAUGGCAGUUAAGCGUAAAUUCAAUUAAUUUCAAUAAAUUAUUAAAAUUUAGUGUUUAGAAAAUAAAAUCGGUUUAUAAGAGAAAUUUAAAGCCUAUGUAGGGUCUACUUACCUUUCAUUUAAAGGCAAAAUCACGAAAUUUGGGAGAGUAGAAAACUCAACUAUCUUUCUAAAAUAAAACCUGUGAGGUUUUAAACCUAAUAUAGAUAAUAAGAAUGCUACUGAAAGUCAACUUCGGAUUCAUAUUCCGUAUCACGAAACGCCGACGCCUGUCAAUUGUCUUGUUAGGCCACCCGCUUGGCGUUAAUGCGUUAGACGCAUUCGUGUUGCAGCGGUCCUUGUGAUCAUAGGAGGAUGGAGUGAUGAGAGGAGAAAAAGUAGAAAGAGAAGGAAAGGAUGGUUAUUAAAAAAGAACGGAAGAAGAGCAUAAAGAGGUAUGAUCAGAAUUUUGAGUUGAUACUACGAAUCAAGAACUCUGUUCUCUCCCGGUACAGUGGGGUUCUGUCAGUUUAUUUAUAAAAUCAAUUAAGAUUAAACUAGGUAUUAUAAUUAGGCAAACAAAUGUCCCUUUCAUAUUAGUGCCAUGGUGUAGUAUACUUCCACUUGUAUCGACUUGGAUGUACGGGAGACGCCCAGGUACAGAUACCAACGUUUCGGCCGUCAUUCUGCGACCUUCCUCAGGGCGAAAUAGUCAUGGCUGAAAGACGCAGCAUGACGCCCAAA